Messenger RNA from Cadophora gregata, 303 nucleotides. RefSeq lists its product as uncharacterized. The record is from RefSeq and is a predicted model, not a curated record. NCBI's taxonomy places the organism in Eukaryota, Fungi, Ascomycota, Leotiomycetes, Helotiales, Ploettnerulaceae. The transcript is spliced from 2 exons. The coding region runs from base 1 to 303 and encodes 100 amino acids.
AUGUCUAUCGCCAAGGUCCUCAAGACAAAACUCACUUCUACGAUCUCGGAUGGUAUCAGGACAGUGGGAGUGGGCUAUGUGGAAAAGACGGACAUAUGGACCCGGAGCUUCAUCGAUAGCGGCGUCCAGAAACAGUUCGCGGCCGCUGCUCAACAGCACAUGGAUUCUUUCCGAACCGAUACCACAGCAGUGGCGCUCCAAGAGACACCACAUAAGAGCAACUCCGAUAAUCGAACACAUUUUACUGCAGUGGAGUUGAAUGCGGCUGGAAAGGUUGUGGGAAAACGCCAUUUUUCUGUUUAA